AUGGAUGAGUGUCAUGGAUAUACAGCACAUGCCCCAAGGUGGGCCCUAACAAGUACUAAUAUAAUAUUAUUUUAUAGAUAAAAUAUGUCGGGAGGAAGAGGAGGUAGGCAACCUGAUAUAGGGUGGACGUACGGUCGGCCCAUUCCCGAUAAUCGAUUCGGGAGUAUAUGUAAUUUGUGUGGUCAUGUAUCGAGGAGUGGUGGGGUAACCCGCUUAAAGGAGCAUUUAGCGGGAGGGUAUCGCAAUGUUGUGGAUUGCCCGAAGUGCCCACAGGAUGUGCGAGAACAGAUGAGGACCAUAUUGAAAAAAAAUGUGAAGACAAAAGAUGAACGACAUGCACGGGAGAGGGAGAUUAGGGAGGAGUUGGGGCGGCCACCAUAUGCAGGUGAGGAUGAUGUAGUGGAUCUCGAUAAUGAUGAUGAUCCCGAAUACAGACGUGCAAUUCAAGAGUCCAUACGGGAUCAGUGGGAGAGGGAUCAGGAUAGGAGAUGGGACACAAGUAGGCCUAGAUUUGAGGGGUCUAUCCAUGAGCGUGGUGGGGGGAGUGGAGCAGGAGGGAGUGGAGCAAGGGAGAGUGUUAAGGGUGGAUCAGGGGAGGGUAGUAGGCGGGGAGGAAUAUGGGGCAUGGGCAGGAGUAGCAGCAUGCGGGUACCGGAUCUACCUUCAGAUCCGAGGAUGUACAAAGAGGCAGGAGGGACACAAAAAAAAAUAAAAGAGAUGUUUAGUGGAGGGGAUGUGAGGAAAAAAGUUGGAAAAUUUAUAGCAAAAUUUUUUAUAUAUGAUCAAAUCCCCGCAAAUGCCGCAGCAAGCCCGCACUUUAAAAAUAUGAUAAGUGAAGUGCAGCGUGGGGGUGAGGGUGUGCAGCCUCCCACACCCGCCCAGAUCAUGGGAAAAUACUUGGAUGAUGAACAUGCAGAAAUGAAGACAUACGUUGAUUCGUAUCGGCAGUCAUGGGAGAUGUACGGCUGCACCGUCAUGUGUGACGGUUGGACCGGACCGACGAAGAUGUCGAUUAUAAAUUUUAUGGUCUAUUCCAGGGGAUGGGUGGUGUUCCUAAAGAGUAUAGAUGCGAGUAGUAAGAUCAAGGAUUCUAACUACAUUUACAAACUAAUGCACAACAUCAUGCAAGAUGUUGGGAGGAAAAAUAUUGUGCAGUUUGUUACGGAUAAUGGGAGUGCAUUUGUUAAGGCGGGGAAGGAUAUUCAGAGCAAGUAUCAUAUGUAUUAGACCCCUUGCGAAGCCCAUUGCAUCGAUCUCAUGCUGGAGGGGAUCGGAGAUAGGCAGUCGGUGAAGACUGUAAUUACUGAUGCACGGCUCAUCACAAACUUUGUAUACAACCACGGCUGGUUAUUAGCUGAAAUGCGCAAGAGGUGUGGUGGGGAUAUAAUGCGCCCCGGAGCGACGCGGUUUGCCACAAAUUAUAUCGCCUUAAGUAGCCUUCUCAAACACAAACAGGGGUUACGAGAGCUUUUCGCCUCUCAUGAUUACAUAGAAUGGAAAAAGAGGUUGACAAAAGUAACCUAUAAAAUUGAGGAGCUGGUGCUGGGAAAUUCAUUUUGGGAUAAAGUGCAUGGUGUUGUGGGUAUUCUAGAGCCCAUUUCUGUGGUGUUGAGGAUGGUGGACAAUGAGACAAAUCCGUCGAUGGGGUCGUUGUAUCCGUCUAUACAGCUGAUGAAAGAGGCCAUCAUGGUUAAAGCUCCCAAUGCAUAUAAGUGGGUGCAUGCAAUAAUAGACGACCAUUGGGAAAGAACGCUUUCUCACCCACUACAUCAGGCUAGUAAGUACCUAUAUAGAUUUUUUUUUCCAUAUGCAAUAAUAAACGAGGGUUGUAUUGAUGUGUAUAUGUUGGUUUUCAACGUAUUUCCUGAAUCCCAAAUACCACUACAGCCGGAACCUCUUCGAAGAUAAUUCAUUAAAGAGGGCUGUGCAUGAGGUGUACGAUCACUUAUUCCCCGACUGUCCAGGGAAAGGCACAUUUGGUAGUGAGAUUGUUAAAUUCCGCGAUGCAGUUGGGAUGUUUGGGUGUCACCCUGCGGUGAAGUCAAGGAACGCCAUGAUGCCAUGUGAGUCACUGUAGUAAACUUAACUUUUAUAUUAUUUUGGAAAUUUUAGGAUAAUGAAAGAAUCUUAUGAUAUACAGGCGAAUGGUGGUCCAUGUAUGGGACUGACUGUGAGGUUUUACAACGACUGGCCGUCCGUGUGCUUGCAC
Magnolia sinica is the source of this 2209-nucleotide messenger RNA. RefSeq lists its product as uncharacterized. The record is from RefSeq and is a predicted model, not a curated record. The transcript has 2 exons. NCBI's taxonomy places the organism in Eukaryota, Viridiplantae, Streptophyta, Magnoliopsida, Magnoliales, Magnoliaceae. Bases 85 to 1227 code for a protein of 380 amino acids.